Molecule: messenger RNA, 2205 nt
Organism: Daucus carota subsp. sativus
Lineage: Eukaryota; Viridiplantae; Streptophyta; Magnoliopsida; Apiales; Apiaceae
Product: GDSL esterase/lipase At1g58430
Exons: 2
Coding region: 137-1249 (370 amino acids)
Molecular function (GO): hydrolase activity, acting on ester bonds
Source: RefSeq, a predicted model, not a curated record
UAAAUUACUAAGAUGAUGUUUUUACUAGUCAUCAAAAGAUUACUGUCUUCUUCAUAAACAACUACUACUGCAAGAAAUGACUUAAAAAAUUUUACAUACUAAUCCAACAAUAAGCUACAAAAGAUUGCUGGCAAUUAUGCAGACCCCCCUUCUCCUCUUCUUGGCUACACUUCAACUAUUCCAAAUCAAUACAAUUACAUGUAAUGGUGAUAAAGAUUUACUUAACAUUACAACUGUUCUGGUUUUUGGAGAUUCAUCUGUCGACACGGGGAACAACAAUUACCUGACCACCUUUGUCAAGGCAAACCAUAAUCCCUAUGGCCAAAAUUUUCCGGGACAAGUUCCCACAGGCAGGUUUUCAGAUGGAAAGUUAGUGCCCGAUCUCCUAGUCUCGACACUAGGAAUCAAGGAAACAAUUCCGCCAUUCCUGCAACCAAAUUUAUCCCGCUUUGAACUGAUCUCUGGUGUAAACUUCGCGUCAGCUGGAGCUGGAUACGAUGAUUUUACAGGUUCAAUCUUUGAUGUGAUCCCCUUGUCGCAACAAUCAGGGUAUUUGAGGCAAUAUUUUGAGAAACUUGUGAGCCUCGUAGGGGAAGAAGAGGCUCGGAUAAUAAUUAGUAGAGCCCUGGCUCUAAUUAGUGCAGGGACUAAUGAUUUUCUUUUUAAUUAUUAUACCAUGCCAAUAAGAGAGCUUCAGUUCAAUAUCAGCAGCUACCAGAACUUUGUGCAGACGAGGCUCAAAAGCUUCCUGCAAGAAUUGUACAGUCUUGGACUGCGGAUCAUGGUUGUAACGGGGCUUCCACCCAUAGGCUGUUUGCCAUUUCAAAGGGCUCUUGCGAGGGAGGUGAUCAAUGGAUGUUUACAGAAUCAAAAUCAGGAUUCUAUAUUAUAUAAUGACAAGCUCAAAAAAUUAUUGCAGAAUACGCAGAAAGAUCUUCAAGGGAGUAGACUUGUUUAUUCUGAUAUCUACAAACCAAUUAUGAAGAUGAUUGACAAUCCCCAGAAAUAUGGUAGAUUUGUGGAAACGAGAAGGGGGUGUUGCGGGACAGGAAUAUUUCUGGAAGCAGGACCUUUGUGCACCGCAACAGCUUCAAUGUGCUCAAACUCUUCAAAGUACUUAUUUUUUGAUAGUGUUCAUCCCGGGCAAGAAGCAUAUCAGUUCAUUUUCAAGUACUCGUAUCAAACGCUGGUUCAAAGAUACUUAAAGAACUCGACUGAGGAAGACUACCACAUUCAUGAUCCAAAAUAGUUUAGAUUAUAGAAUAGAGGAGAAUUUGUAUUAAUAUUUUGCAGACAAAUUGGCAUAAGCUAAAGUUCUAGAUAUCACCCGUAGAGAUAGGUUCAAGUUAGACAUAACAGAUGUUACCAACUAUUCUUCUUUAAGUUGUAGACAGAGCAAGUUUACAUAAUUCCUUUUGUUGGAGGAUGAAGCUGCUGCUAAUUCAGGGAAGGGGGUCUGAGAAAUGAUACUAUCUUUACAAUUUCCGGUAAAUACAUGAAAAACAGCCUUGGGAUUUACUGUCCCUCUUGAAACUGAACUGCAUAGUACCUACAUGAUUCUGAUUCAACCAACUCAAGCUUUACAAUGCUGAUCAUACUAUAUUUAUAUGUUGGAAAAUUCAUAUUCACAUUUUCCAGGAUUCACUUUUAUUUAAAUUUUUAUGGCUAAUGGGAUGGUUAACUAAAAAGGCAAAAAGAAUUAACCUGGGUUAAUGCCCCAUUACCAAAAAGUAUUAACCUGUGCAAAACCUUGCUAUACACUUCAAAUAAGUUAAUGCCCCAUUACCAAAAAGGCAAAGAGUAUUAACCUGGGUUAAUUUACCUCUAGUUAUUAUUUUUAAUCAAAUUAAAAGACUCAGCUAUUGUCUGAAAAAAUUUCGAUUUAACUGUUGGUACAGAUAAAACUGAGGGGAAAUGAAAAAUACCGUUCCAUAAACUAUAAAGGGAGAACCAAGUAUGAGAAGAUGACAUGUCAGCAAGAAAUAAAUAUCGGUCAUGUUUGCUCCUCCAUUUUAUUUAAAUUUCGGAAAAAACAUGUAAUAUGAAUUUUUAAUAUCUUAUUUGCAGAAAUUAAUCAUUUAUUUCUGGAAAAAAAAAUACACUAUUCAUGUCAAAUAAGUAAUUUAUUUCCAAAAAAUAAAUAAGUCAAACAGCAGUAGAAAUUUUUCUUUAUCUAAAACUACUAUAGGUAGAACACUAGGACCU